AUCCCCAUCAUCUCAAACUUUCAAUUCUCAAGUAUGAAUGAGUAAAGUGUUCUUUUGAAAUAUCAAAAAUUUAAUUUAAUUUUCCAUUCUGUCCCCAUAUGAAUUAUAAAAUUCACGUGAAGCUGCAGUUUUCAUGAACCUUAAUUUACACAAGAUCCCACACAAUUAAUAUUAAGAUUCAAAUUUCAAACCAUGUGAAGUAAUAAUCCAGAUUAAGAUACAAGACACCACAUAAUUAAUCGUCACCAUAAAAGAAGCGUCCAAUCAAAGCACCGACCAAGUUGGAAAUCGAAAUAACACCACGCCAAGUCGUGGGAUUUGGAUCUAUCCUCCGUUCCCGUCGUUAGCGAUCGAUCGAGAAUCUCAGAUCUCAGAGAUCGGAGGUCACGUGCAGCCUCCGAUCGAUACGACUACGUACGCAGGAGUGAGUUUUGUUUGAAAAUGAAGGCGGGAUGGAGGUUGAGGACAAAAGUGACGGCGGCUGUGAUAUCUGUGAGUGUGAUAAUAGGCUUAUGGAAACUGUCGCAGGCCGUCAAGACGUACGUUGCGAAGAAGAUCGCCGACGUGCCGAUGCCGGAGGCGAGUGUAGAUGAUGUCGACUUCAAGAGCGUGAGCCGGGAGGGAGUCGAGUACUUGGCCAAGGUCUCUGUUUCCAAUCCAUACCCAACUCCUCUGCCCAUUUGUGAAAUAUCCUACUCGCUCAAGAGCGAUGGCAGGGAGAUAGCAACAGGGGUGAUACCAGACCCGGGGUCGUUGAAGGCGAAGGCAUCGACAAUGGUGGAAGUGCCAGUGAAGGUGGCUCACAGUAUAUUAUUGAGCUUGGGAAGAGACGUGGCCAAGGACUGGGACAUAGACUAUAAAUUGGAUUUGGUGUUCAUAAUUGAUCUCCCUGUCAUCGGCAACAUCAAGAUUCCUGUUUCGCAGCAGGGCGAGAUCAAGCUUCCUACCCUCUCUGAUUGGUUUGCCUAGCUCAAUUAUAUAUGACAUCUUUUUUAUUCUCAUUUCUCAAAACAAUUAUAACAUUCGCUUGUUCCAUCUAGUAUUUCUCUGC
Neltuma alba is the source of this 1051-nucleotide messenger RNA. RefSeq names its product desiccation protectant protein Lea14 homolog. The transcript has 2 exons. Bases 442 to 969 code for a protein of 175 amino acids. Lineage: Eukaryota; Viridiplantae; Streptophyta; Magnoliopsida; Fabales; Fabaceae. Gene Ontology annotation, cellular component: cytosol. The record is from RefSeq and is a predicted model, not a curated record. Gene Ontology annotation, biological process: response to desiccation.